This is a messenger RNA of Protopolystoma xenopodis, 921 nucleotides long. The record is from the annotation of a GenBank genome assembly. Lineage: Eukaryota; Metazoa; Platyhelminthes; Monogenea; Polystomatidea; Polystomatidae.
ACGCGUUUCUUUUGGAUGAUGGUAUAUGAUAGUUGUCACGUGGUAUUUCCCAAGACUCUCUUAGUGUGCUCUUAUUUUGUAUUUGCUCUUGUUUCUAAUUGUGCUGAAGCUGGAUUUUUUCGUAACAAUUUCCUCAAUCCUUCGUCUAAUUCGCAUUUAAUCGAAAAAAAUGCUUUUCUUUCGAAAAUUAAGGAAAUGUUCUAUUUUGGCUACGAAAAUUACAUGAAACACGCUUACCCGGAGGACGAGCUUAACCCAACAUUUUGUAGAGGAAGAGGUCACGAUUUCUCAGACCGCAACAAUAUCAAUAUUAAUGAUGUGUUGGGCGAUUAUCAAUUAACUCUGGUCGACAACCUGGAUACCCUUGCUAUUCUAGGAAAUGUUUCUGAGUUUAGGAAAGCUGUAAAUUUAAUUAUUAAUAGUCUUUCUUUCUGUAAAGAUACAAUCAUACAGAUCUUUGAGGGCACAAUUAGGUAUGCUUCUUAUGACCUUACUUUUAGGGUUCUAGGAGGAUUAAUUUCUGCUCAUUUAUUAAUUACCGAUUCUAGAAAUCGUUUCGGCCUUUUAAGACCUCAUAAUUAUUCGAAUGAACUUUUGACCCUAGCCCAUGAUUUGGCAAAUCGGAUGAUGGCUGCGUUUGAAUCACCAACAAGCAUUCCAUUCCCUCGAAUCCACCUUGGGAAUGGUCGUAUUGCGGGACCAAGCAACGAAACAUGCUUGGCAGGGGCUGGUUCUCUUCUCCUCGAAUUUGGCACUCUAAGUUUGCUCCUGAAUGAUUCUACAUAUGCAGUGGUUGCCAAGCGUUCAGUGGAAGCUUUGUGGAGCAGACGAUCUAAGGUUACCGGCUUGCUGGGUAAAUUGUUACUUAUUGGAAUGCGCACUAAGCCUGCUGUUCCUUCUGAAUUUGAGUUAGAAACGUGA